ACGUGUAUAGUUUACUACGGCGUGUGUUGCAUUUAAAAUAUAAUUUAACCCCCGAAAGAAAACAAACAGUUGCCCAAUUUAAGAUGGUUAAAGUGCAGAAACCACAGCCAAAGUCGCUCACCAAGAGCAGCAGCAUCGAGGGCGUGACCAAGAAGAAGGGCAAGCAGGAGAAGGCCAAGAAACUGCCCGAAGAAGCUGUCGUCGCGGUCGCCGCCAACGCGAAAAAGCUGAAGAAUGCUAGCCCCAAGCCAGUCGAGGCGAAGGCCAAGGAGCAGAAAAAGCCAGCGGUGAAACCAGAUGCAGAGAAGAAGCAGCAAACUAAGGCGGCCAAGAGGCCAAUGAUUCUGGCCCCGGCUCAGUCACCUUCUCCUGCUCCUGCGGCAGUCAAGAAGUCCAAAGUAAAGGCAGCUGCUCCCGCAAAGACAGAGGCUGUCAAGAGGGCACUGAUCCUGGCUCCUCCAGAGUCGCCAGUGGUGCCUAAAAAACAAGGCAAGUCCAAGGCGGCGGCUCCUGUUGCUGAUAAAAAAGAAAAGUCGGCCAAAAAGGUCGUUGAAACCGAGGCUCCUCCAGCAAAGAAGUCGGCUCCAGCUAAGAAAUCAGUUGCAGUUGCUCCUCCCGCAGCUAAAAAGCCAGCAGCAGUGGCCACUCCAGCUAAGAAAUCAGCUGCUCCUCCCGCAGCCAAGAAGUCAGAUGCUGCCGCAGCUCCAGCGAAGAAGUCAGCUUCAGUUGCUCCUCCUGCGACCAAGAAGCCAGCGGCUCCAGCCAAGAAGCCAUCCGCUCCAGCUAAGAAGCCAGCUGCAGUUGCUCCUGCCGCAAAAAAUCCCAAAAACCAGCUGCUGCUGGAACCCAAAAAGUCCCAGCAGCCCGCCAAGCCAACUGCUUCGCUCCAAAAGAAGGCAAAGUCAGUGCAGAAGAUAUCCAAGCCAGCCAAGGCGCCCAAAGGAAAGAGAAGCAUUAGCAAGAAGAACACAGCAGCCAAGGGUAAGCCCGUUCGCAAGGAGCCUGUUAAGACCAAGAAGCCUGUCGAGCUGACCUUCGAAUUGAAGUCCUUCGACGAGGACAGGUACAAGGAGAUCGUUAGCGAGGCCAAUGUAACCAAAAUCAGCGAGGCACUGAAGACACUUGUGGAGGGCGAAGUAGCCAAGAGAACUACCUCGAUCUUCACCGACUACCGCUACAUGCUGCAGGUGGCCAGCUACAAGAUCGCCAGCUGCCCCAAGCGCGUGGCCAAGCUGUCAUUGAAGCAUUCGCUGGUUAGCAGCGAUGACGAUGUGGCCAUCAUUGUGCCGGACUUGCAGCGAGGUGCCAAGUUUGACUUUGAGCCAACCAAGCAGCACUACGAGGAUCUGUUCCGUGAGGCGGGGGUGGAGCAGCGCCUAACCAUCGUGCCAUUCAACCAGCUGCGCAACGAGAUGGGCACCUUUGAGGCGAAGCGUAAGUUCCUGAACAGUUACGACUACCUGCUCUGUGAUGGUCGCCUCUCCGGACAGGCUACUGCCUUUCUGGGCAAGUUUACCCAAAAGCCGCGGAAUGUACUUCACGCCGUGCGCCUGAGCGUUGAAGCUGACCAGCUAGCAGAGGAGGUAACCCGCGCCCUUAAACGAACCGCUUACCGGCAGCUGGCGAAGGGCGAUCUGACGGCCAUUCCAGUCGGUAAUCAUCAGCACAGCGCCGAACAGCUUGCGGAGAAUAUUCUGCAGGUAAGCAAGCAACUGCAGAAGCACUUUCCCGGCGGACUAGCCAACAUUAGGUCGCUGUACCUUAAGAUCGACAUUGUGGGAACUUCGGCGCUGCCAUUGUACGUCAGCAUGUGUGCUCCGCCAGCAGAUACACCCUAUGUGGUGGGACCACGGGAGCAGCGCAUGCUCAAGUUGAAGAAGCAGGCCAACGAGGUACUCUCCCGGUUCGCCAUGACCAAGGAUGCCGAGUUCGUGAAGCUUACCGCAGAUCAGGUGAAGCGCAAGGCCGAAUUGAAAAAAGAGAAGGCAGCUUUAGUAGCAGCUGAUGCUGCUCCAAAGGAUAACGAUGGCGAGGACACCGCUGUGCCCACGAAAAAGGCGCGCAAGGAAUCAAACAGCGAGGCCGCCAAGGCCGAGGAAGGGGAAUCCGAUGAUGAGGAUGCUGAGGAGGCGGCGGGUGAAGACGAAAGCGGUGAGGAUGGAGAUGAUACCGAUGACGACGAUAUUGAUGAAGAGGAUGACGAUGAAGACGAAGAGGACGACGACGACGACGACGACGAGGAUGAGGAGGAUGAUGAUGAUGAUGACGACGAUGAUGAAGAUGAUGAGUAAUUUUGCAUUACCUUAUUCCUCUCGAUUAGUCGUAGUUAUAUAUAUCUAAACAACAAAUAUGCAAACCUUUCGUUCAAUUCCGUUUGCAAUUUUUACAAACAGUUUUAAGUAAUAAAGAAAUGUUUUAAGUACGCAACAUAAA
This is a messenger RNA of Drosophila serrata, 2433 nucleotides long. Its product is annotated as ribosomal L1 domain-containing protein CG13096. The record is from RefSeq and is a predicted model, not a curated record. Lineage: Eukaryota; Metazoa; Arthropoda; Insecta; Diptera; Drosophilidae.